This is a messenger RNA of Symbiodinium pilosum, 1284 nucleotides long. NCBI's taxonomy places the organism in Eukaryota, Dinophyceae, Suessiales, Symbiodiniaceae. The record is from the annotation of a GenBank genome assembly.
AUGUCUUCGGUCUAUCACUCACGCUUGCGUCAGAUUCCUUCGGAAGACUUCGAAGAGCCGUGUGAACCUCUUGGCACAUCAGGUGGUACCGCUGCUUUCUACGCGUUGCGCUAUCGACACGGCAAGCAGCCGGCAGGCAUACCCCGCGAUUUUUACAUUGGCAAGGAUGUGGCUCAUGCCAGUGACGAAUUGGACUUCUAUGCACGGCUGCGUGAGGCAGUAAAGGAGAGUGACUCUUGGGCUGCCUUUGGACGCAUGGCAAUGGCUUGCCCUGGUCUGGUGAGGUUGGAGUGCGUGAAUGCCAAGACGCAGCUGCGCACAAAGAGGCUGCUGCUGCUGUUGGAGAAUUUGCGGCAGGGCUUUGAACACAUGCGGCUGCUGGACGUGAAGCUUGGGGCAGAGACAUCUGUGGCUUGCUGGAAGGGCAAGAGCCGGCUAAACGCUUGGAAAAAUGCUUGCGUUGACCAGCGGACGAACUCAGCUGUGGAAGGCUUUCGCCUUGAGGGUAUCGAGCUGCCGCCACGGUCCCUUGAGAAGCGCAUCUCCGAAGUGCUGCAGUCAAAAAGCUUGACUACCACGAAGUACAUCUCGCCUAAGGUUAUACGACGUUUCACGUUACAAAGGCUGCGGGCUGUCGAUUUUUUGGAGUCGUGGUUGGACGUGUCACAUCUAGGCCUUGGCGCAGAGCCGCAUGCCCAGAAGGCCGCCUUAGGCGCUUUCGAGCAGAUGCGGCUGUUGCUCUCGGCCGUCUUUGCUUUGGAUGUUCCGCAGCAAUGGAUUGGCUCGUCUGUUGCGCUGGCAAUGGAAGUUGGAAGCUUUGCCAUCCAGCCGCAUGUUGCAGUGAAGGUGUUUGACUGGGGUAGGGCAGAGCUGAACACCGCCAGCGUUUUCAAUUCCCUGCCUCUCGAGGAGAGAGAGAGCCGAACGCGGUUCUGGAAGCAAUAUCUACAAUCACUGGCGAGGAUGUACUGGGAAUUAGGACGUAUGGUGGCUCACCGGUGUUGCUGCCCAGCCUGGUCGGUCCUCGUCCUAGAGCUGCGGGCCUUUGCACCUGCAGUGCUGCGAGCUGCGUUGCUGGGGGAGAGCCUCGCAACUACCCAGGAGACCUUCGGCAUGGGGCUCUUCCAGAUGUCUGCGGAGGGCGGCCGCGGCGAGAUUUCGCUGCCCUUGCUGGGCACUGCACAGCAGGAGACGCUGCUGGGAUCUCUGCGCCUUCGCAUCAGUGUUCCUCCCCAAGGGGUGGGCACGUGUUCUGUCGAGUGCAGCAAUUCUCCGCUCACUUAG